This is a messenger RNA of Conger conger (European conger), 1564 nucleotides long. Its product is annotated as gap junction delta-2 protein-like. Gene Ontology annotation, biological process: cell communication. The record is from RefSeq and is a predicted model, not a curated record. NCBI's taxonomy places the organism in Eukaryota, Metazoa, Chordata, Actinopteri, Anguilliformes, Congridae. The transcript is spliced from 2 exons. Gene Ontology annotation, cellular component: connexin complex. Bases 1 to 915 code for a protein of 304 amino acids.
AUGGGGGAGUGGACCAUCCUGGAGCGCCUGCUGGAGGCAGCAGUGCAGCAGCACUCCACCAUGAUUGGACGGAUCCUGCUGACGGUGGUGGUGAUCUUCCGCAUCCUGAUCGUGGCCAUCGUGGGCGAGACCGUGUACGAGGACGAGCAGACCAUGUUCAUCUGUAACACCAUGCAGCCGGGCUGCAACCAGGCCUGCUACGACAAGGCCUUCCCCAUCUCCCACAUCCGCUACUGGGUCUUCCAGAUCAUCCUGGUGUGCACGCCCAGCCUGUGCUUCAUCACCUACUCCGUGCACCAGUCGGCCAAGCAGCGCGACCGCCGCUACUCCUUCCUCUGCCCCCUGCUGGAGAAGGACUACGGGCGCGCCGAGUUCCCGCGCAAGCUGCGCAACAUCAACGGCAUCCUGGUGCAGAACCCCGACGGCGGCGGCAAGGAGGAGGCCGAGUGCCUGGAGGUGAAGGAGAUCCCCAACGCCCCGCGCGGGCUGACCUACUCCAAGAGCUCCAAGGUGCGCCGGCAGGAGGGCAUCUCCCGCUUCUACAUCAUCCAGGUGGUCUUCCGCAACGCGCUGGAGAUCGGCUUCCUGGCGGGCCAGUACUUCCUGUACGGCUUCAACGUGCCCAGCAUCUUCGAGUGCGACCGCUACCCCUGCGUGAAGGAGGUGGAGUGCUACGUGUCGCGGCCCACCGAGAAGACCGUGUUCCUGGUGUUCAUGUUCGCGGUCAGCGGCAUCUGCGUGGUGCUCAACCUGGCCGAGCUCAACCACCUGGGCUGGCGCAAGAUCAAGACCGCCAUCCGGGGGGUGCAGGCGCGGAGGAAAUCCGUCUGCGAGGUGCGCAAGAAGGACAUCUCGCACCUGUCGCACGCGCCCAACCUGGGCAGGACCCAGUCCAGCGAAUCCGCCUACGUUUGAGCGCUGAUUCGCUCUCGGGGAGGGGCCGGAGGGGGGGCCUGGUUUGAUUUGGGUCCUGCGGCAGACGGGACUAGGGGCAAGGCUUUUGGUGCACUUCGCUGGAAGUGUCGGAGAAACUUUGUGGAAACCAAACAAUGGUCCAAUUUCUUUUUUUCUUUUUUUUACAAUGCACAUUUAAGGGUCAGUCUGUAAAACCCUUAAAUGGAGAAUGGGUGCUGGUUUUUCGGGAUUUCAGGUAAAGGGAGAGGCAAAGGCAAAAAGGCCACUUUUUCAGGGCCCUUUGUCAGAGGGGGGUCUGCCUCGAACAUCCACAGAGAAAAUGGCGACCAAACAGAAAGCUGAUUGGACAGCACCAGAAGGCACAGGGUGUGUGUCACUCUGCAAAGCCCAAUGGGCCUCUGCUCUUUGAUAAGAAAUGCAAAAAAAUAAAAUAAUUGUUUUAAUUUUAGAAUCGAAGUGCAGGAAAGAGACGGGUGGGACUUCUGUUGGAGCGGAAAGGCAAGCCCUGGAUCUCUUCAACAACGAUGGUGCCACAUGAAAACCCCACUGUUUUUAACUGAUCGCAUUCCCACGGCACAAUGCAGGGAUUUAUUUUCACUCCUUUAUUCUCUUUUUCUCCCUCGGUGGCCUGCAAUUUCAGACUAACAGC